GCAUUGUUCCGGCUAAGCUAUAACGAUGGUUCCAUUAUAAUCGAUCAACGCGACACAAACCUGAUGGGUCUUCAUGAUUUGCGUUCAAAGGUUUCAAUUAUUCCACAAGAACCAGUUUUAUUCUCGGGUUCGAUGCGUUACAAUCUCGACCCAUUCGACGAAUACUCUGACGACAAACUUUGGUCAGCGCUUGAGGAAGUCCAACUAAAGGAUUCCGUUAGAGAUAUGCCAGGUGGUUUGCAAGGCCGAAUCACAGAAAGUGGUGCCAAUUUCAGUGUGGGUCAACGUCAAUUGAUUUGCCUAGCGAGAGCCAUUCUUCGUGAAAACAAGGUACUGGUACUAGAUGAAGCUACUGCCAACGUGGACCCACAAACCGACGCGCUCAUACAGUCGACAAUAAGAAACAGGUUUGCCAAUUGCACAAUUCUAACGAUCGCCCAUCGUUUACAUACAAUUAUGGAUUGCGACAAAGUUAUGGUCAUGGAUGCAGGCCAAUUGGUAGAAUAUGCGAGCCCGUAUGAGCUCUUAAAUGAUUUAUCAGGCAACAAAGUGUUCUACGGUAUGGCCAAACAAACUGGCCGCUCCACAUUCGAUUCAUUGUGUAAAAUGGCAGCUGAGGCGCACGAGGCUCGCAAGAAUAAAUAAACAUUAGAAGGUCGCUGCCAAAGAUCAAACCAUAAGAAUCAAUUUUUCACAUUUACAAACAUAAGCAUGUUAUUCCUGUCUAUAUAUUGUUUCAUUUUUUGUAAGCGCAACAUUUUUAACUUGUCUGAGAAAACAUACAGUUACAUACAGAGUACAUACCAAUUGUUAAUAAUAUCCGAUUUGGCGGGUACAUACAAAUGGAACCAAGUACUAACUAUUCACAGUUACCUCAUAUUCUCCUUUUUUGUCACGGCUUCAUUGCUGUUGAAUUUGUUUGAAAUGUAACAUGUAUGAUACCAAUACAUGCUCUAUAUAUUGAUAUUAUUGACAAUAAGAAUCUCUUUAGUGUGCCUUCGGAUUAUGUACGGAAUAAAGAACAUUUAUUGCAACGUUAAA
This is a messenger RNA of Sitodiplosis mosellana (orange wheat blossom midge), 1041 nucleotides long. RefSeq names its product probable multidrug resistance-associated protein lethal(2)03659. Gene Ontology annotation, molecular function: ATP binding; ABC-type transporter activity; ATP hydrolysis activity. Gene Ontology annotation, cellular component: membrane. Lineage: Eukaryota; Metazoa; Arthropoda; Insecta; Diptera; Cecidomyiidae. Gene Ontology annotation, biological process: transmembrane transport. The record is from RefSeq and is a predicted model, not a curated record.